GCGGCCGAGGCGGGGAGACGGCGCGCGGAGGGACUCGGCCGGGCGCCCAUGGCGUUCGCGCUGCUGCGCCCCGUCGGCGCGCACGUGCUGUACCCGGACGUGCGGCUGCUGAGCGAGGACGAGGAGAACCGCAGCGAGAGCGACGCGUCGGACCAGUCGUUUGGCUGCUGCGAAGGCCUGGAGGCGGCGCGGCGCGGCCCUGGCCCCGGGGGCGGGCGACGGGCGGGCGGCGCGGGCCCGGUGGUGGUGGUGCGACAGCGGCAGGCGGCCAAUGCGCGGGAGCGGGACCGCACGCAAAGCGUGAACACGGCCUUCACAGCGCUGCGUACGCUCAUCCCCACCGAGCCGGUGGACCGCAAGUUGUCCAAGAUCGAGACGCUGCGCCUGGCGUCCAGCUACAUCGCUCACCUGGCCAACGUGCUGCUGCUGGGCGACGCAGCCGACGACGGGCAGCCGUGCUUCCGCGCGGCCGGCAGUGCCAAGAGCUCCGUCCCCGCCGCCGCCGCUGCCGACGGCGGCGGCCGCCAGCCACGCUCCAUCUGCACUUUCUGCCUGAGCAACCAGCGCAAGGGGGGCGGCCGGCGUGACCUGGGGGGCACCUGCUUGAAGGUGAGAGGGGUGACCGCUCUUCGAGGACCACGGAGAUGAGUCUGGGCCCCAGCGGUAUUUGCUCCAAGCAGGACCCCAGAGAAGGAAGCCAGGAGCCAGCCAAUGGCUGGAUGGGGAUGAAGACCCCAGGAACCAGAGCCAUGUCUUCUUUGUGAAGGGUCCCGGGGACAGUGGCCUGGGCGCAGGACCCUCUGAGCAGGGCCCCGGGACAUCUCCAACCUACCCUGGAGAGCUUCGAGGACCCGACCCAUUCAGCCCACAGCCCUGGCUGACAAGAGAUAAGACAGAACUUUUGGAGAAACAAAGACUGCUGGUGGCAGAGGGUGUGUGCAUGUCUGUGCAUGAGUGUGUGUGUGUGUGUGUGUGUGUGAGAGAGAGAGAGAGAGA
Molecule: messenger RNA, 996 nt
Organism: Lepus europaeus (European hare)
Lineage: Eukaryota; Metazoa; Chordata; Mammalia; Lagomorpha; Leporidae
Gene: TCF15
Product: transcription factor 15
Exons: 2
Coding region: 49-648 (199 amino acids)
Biological process (GO): regulation of transcription by RNA polymerase II; developmental process
Molecular function (GO): protein dimerization activity; RNA polymerase II transcription regulatory region sequence-specific DNA binding; DNA-binding transcription factor activity, RNA polymerase II-specific
Source: RefSeq, a predicted model, not a curated record